Molecule: messenger RNA, 1058 nt
Organism: Ochotona princeps (American pika)
Lineage: Eukaryota; Metazoa; Chordata; Mammalia; Lagomorpha; Ochotonidae
Gene: SPMIP2
Product: sperm microtubule inner protein 2
Exons: 6
Coding region: 141-1058 (305 amino acids)
Source: RefSeq, a predicted model, not a curated record
ACGAGUCCAUAGCAACCAGCUAGCUCAGGUCACAGACAGGUAGACCAGGGAUUGCACAGUUCUUAAACCUUUGCUCUUCUCUCAGCAGUUGGCUGGAAAAGGUCGGGGAAGAAAUUCCAGUGGCCUGGUGGACGUCAGGCAUGGCAUCUGUAUUCUACCGUGAGCCAGUUUCUGCAACCGUCGGGAAACGGAUGAUUGUCACAGGUCCAGAUUAUAUAAAGGAUCAUUUACCUAAAAUUCAUCAGCACACUUCCUAUAUUGGGGAAAAGCGUCCAGUGUUAGAGAGAACCGGAGAUCUCCAAUAUUUAUGGAGGCCUGCCUCAAACCUGAGCUUCCCAGCAAAAUAUAAGCAUGAAUAUGUUGGUGGAGUUGGAUGGGGAGUACAAGAGUAUAAUUUCAUCAACAAAUCAAGACUGGAGAGUGGCUUUCAUAUCAAGUAUAAAGAUUCAAGUAUAGCUGCUCUGGAUAAAAUAACUCACAGAUAUCAAAAUCCCUGGCAACCCGCACCUUCCAUCCUGGAUAAACAAGGGAAAUACAGCCGUGCUUUUCUUGCCUGGCACCUGAGUGACUAUGAGGACACAGAUCACAGAAAGUCCCAGUGGGCCGCCCUCGUGAGGCAGAAGUCUCCAGUCAGAGCCUCCAGAGCAGCGAAGCCACCGAAGGCUCCUCAGAAGGAAGAGGUCUCCCACCAGAACAACUGUGCCUUUCAAAACGCAGACGGCCCUUUCCGUGUACUAUUGUGGCAGAGACGAGCUCCGGCUGAACGGAGACACGGACAGACGCGCUCUGGAGCUCUAAGUAACUUUGGUGUGGGACCUCCCCGGGGAAGGCUGCGGAGAGCUCUGGAGGCUAAGGGUGAAACAGACUCGUACGGUUUCACACCGCACACAGUGGGCUGCUACGGACUGUGGCAUGGCGGGUUCAGGUGCUACGCUGGAGUUCGUUGCACCAGUGGGCCCACCGUGCUCCCAGGGAUCACCAAGGCGAGUCUGUCGAGUAAAGCUGAGCUCUUGGCGGAAGCAUCCGCCUGUGAGCAGAACCCCACGGUGGCACAGUAA